Messenger RNA from Pseudocercospora fijiensis CIRAD86, 982 nucleotides. RefSeq lists its product as uncharacterized. The transcript has a single exon. The coding region runs from base 1 to 765 and encodes 254 amino acids. NCBI's taxonomy places the organism in Eukaryota, Fungi, Ascomycota, Dothideomycetes, Mycosphaerellales, Mycosphaerellaceae. The record is from RefSeq and is a predicted model, not a curated record.
AUGGCACGCAUCAUCAUCACCGGAUCUGCUGAUGGCCUUGGCUCCUUGGCUGCCAAGGAGCUUGCCAGCCGUGGACAUCAAGUCUACCUCCAUGCGCGAUCUGCGUCUCGUGCCGAAGAUGCAAUGAAGAACUGUCCCAAAGCCGAAAAGUGCUUCGUUGCCGACCUUUCCUCACUUUCAGAUGUCAGAAAGCUCGCCGACGACAUCAAAAGCCUAGGCUCUGUCGAUGCCAUCGUCCACAACGCAGGCGUGAUGCACGGAGUCAGCGGCAAGAAGGCAGCGGAAGGCGACUAUGGCCUAUUAUUUGCCACCAACACAUUGGCGCCCUUUGCUCUCACAUCUCUGGUCGCUGGUGCUUCAAAGCGACACGUAUUUCUCGGUUCUCAAAUGUCCAAUGGAGGCGAUGGCUCACUGCGUAACCUGAAAGAGUGCGGCUACGGGGAUUCUAAGCUGCACAACAUCUUGCUUGCUUUUGGAUUCGCGAGGCAUCUGAAAGCCCAAGGCGUAGAGGAGAGCAAUGUACUGGAUCCGGGAUGGGUGCCGACCAAGAUGGGUGGUGCAAGCGCUCCCGAUGAUAUCAAUGCUUCUGUGAAGACUUACGUUGCGCUGGCCGAGGGUGUUGGAUCUACGGGCGAAUACUGGGGACCUGGCGCACAGAAAGGACGACGACAUCAGAGCGUGGCCGGUGACAUCGAUGCUCAAGACACACUCUUGAAGGAGUUGGAGCAGAUCAGCGGGAUCAAAUUCCCACGCGAGAAGCUCUGAAACCUGCAACAGCUUGAUUGUUCAUGAUCUCACGACAAUGGAAAAUCGUCCAGAGAUGAGAGGGGAGUCUGAUUCUGUCGCCGAAUACUUCGAAGCAUUACUCUGACAGGUUAAAACAAAAACUUGGCUUUGCUCUGAUGGAAAAGACUGCAUGCGGCGGAGGUCUUUUCAUCGGCAAGGAACAUGGACAUAUUUUCCGCAUUACCCGUUGAUCCAC